CAACAUUUAUAAUCGGUAAAUGUAAUACUCAGUUGCUAUUUUUACGCGCAGUCUAAGUCGAAAGUUUGAUGUUUCGUAGUUAUGCCACUAGAGGCAUUUAACACGCUACCAGGUGGCGCAUGGUGACAUGACAUUUAGUUUCACCACCAGACGGCGCACAAGACUGGUAGUCUAGGCAACGAAAACUGUUUGAAAUCACUUGAGACUUGGAUGUCAACCAGUGCACACCGUGUAUUUUUUGCUCUGUUUUUUUUUUGAAAAUACAAGUGAAGUUUCAAUUUUAUGCAACAUUUGCAUAAUCAAAACGCAAAAGCGAACAUUGAUAAGUGAGUGUUUGUAAGAGAAAAAGUUUAAUUUGUACAGUUGAGGUCAAGUGAACGAACAAUGUCAAGUUGGAGUGCCGAAAAUAGUAAAGGGAUAAUCCCUCCACGAUGGUUACACUGUCCUCGAAAAAGUAUAGGAUUAAUAAAUAAUAAAUUUCUUGCAUUUAAAACACCACUAUCAGAAGCAUUUAAUAGUCAAGUUUCUGAAGAAUGUCGUUUUUCUGUAAACAUGUUGUUUGCAUCAUUAAAGAGUCAAAGACUGAAAAUGGGAUUACUAAUAGAUUUGACAAAUACUAACAGAUUUUAUAAUAAAGCUGAUGUCGAAGCCCACAGUUGUCAUUACUACAAACUUCAAUGUCGAGGUCAUGGAGAAACUCCCACCAUAAAACAAACAAAAGUUUUUAUUGAAAUUUGCAAAAAUUUUAUUGCACAAAAUCCAUCGGAGAUUAUUGGAGUCCAUUGCACCCAUGGUUUCAAUAGAACUGGGUUUCUUCUGAUAAGCUACUUAAUUGAAAGUGGGACAUUUAAUUUGGACGCUGCUGUUAAUGAAUUCUCAUCUAUUAGACCUCCUGGAAUUUACAAGGAAGACUACAUCAAAGAGUUAUACAGACGAUAUGAUGAUGAGAGUUAUGCACCGCCUGCACCACCAAGUCCAGCUUGGUGUUUGGAAUACGACGACUCCAGAGGGGACGAGAAAGAACAUGAACAAUUCGGAAGUAGGAAACAUAUCCGAAGACGUAAGGAACAUAUUGUUAAAAAUCCAGUUUUUAUGGCUGGAGUUCCUGGUGUGGUACCUGUACAAGAUUUAGUUAAAGUUGCAGGAAUUCAAAAAAGAGUUCAAGAAAUGUGCCAAUGGAAUAGAAAUGGCUUCCCUGGUUCUCAACCAGUCUCCAUGGAUUGGGAGAAUAUUGUUUUACUUAAUAUCAAACCAUAUAGAGUAUCAUGGAAAGCUGAUGGUACUAGAUACAUGAUGCUAAUCCAAGCAGAUAAUGAGGUAUUCUUCAUUGAUCGAGAUAAUAGUGUCUUCCAAGUGUCUGGAUUGGUAUUUCCACACCCUCGAGAUCUUUCAAGAAAUCUGAAAGAUACAUUAUUGGAUGGCGAAAUGGUCAUUGAUAAAGCAAAUGGUACCGAAUAUCCUAGGUACUUAGUUUAUGAUGUAAUUAUGUAUGACGGGAACGAUGUAUCUAAAAAAUCAUUUUUUCCUGAUCGAUAUACCAUCAUCGAGAGAGAAGUAAUGGGAGGCCGAUAUAGAGCACUAAAAGAAAGUAGAAUAUACCGAGAACAAGAACCUUUUUCUGUCCGACAAAAGCAAUUUUGGGAUAUCACACAAGUCAACAGUUUGUUGAGUGAAAAAUUCACCAAACAAUUGGGUCAUGAACCAGACGGAUUAAUCUUCCAGCCUUCAAAGGAGCCUUACAUCUCUGGAACUGCAGCAGAAGUCUUAAAAUGGAAGCCAUUGUCAUUGAAUUCUGUAGAUUUUAAAUUAAAAAUAGUCGUUGAAUCAGGUAUGGGUAUUGUACCCAGAAAAAUAGGUCAUUUAUAUGUUGGAGGCUUAAAAAAACCAUUUGAUUACAUAAAAAUUACUACAGAAAUUAAAGAUUUAAAUAAUAAAAUAAUUGAAUGUAAAUUUGAAAAUGGGCAUUGGGUGUUUAUGCGUCAAAGAACGGAUAAAUCAUUUCCCAAUUCUUUCACCACUGCUCAGUCUGUUUGCCAAAGUAUUAGAGCACCUGUUACUUCGGAAGAUUUAUGUGAUUAUAUUGAGAAAUAUAAAUUUAAAGAUGAUUCUGAUUGUUUGCCUCCACCAUAUAAACGACGUAGAUAACAAUUGAUAGAAAAAUUAGAAAAUUAAUCAUGUUAAAAUUGUAUUUUUUUUAAUGUUAACUG
Molecule: messenger RNA, 2207 nt
Organism: Chelonus insularis
Lineage: Eukaryota; Metazoa; Arthropoda; Insecta; Hymenoptera; Braconidae
Product: mRNA-capping enzyme-like
Exons: 1
Coding region: 385-2145 (586 amino acids)
Biological process (GO): 7-methylguanosine mRNA capping; dephosphorylation
Molecular function (GO): mRNA 5'-triphosphate monophosphatase activity; protein tyrosine/serine/threonine phosphatase activity; mRNA guanylyltransferase activity
Source: RefSeq, a predicted model, not a curated record